CUUCAUAUGAUUUUGAUUUUCUGUCAUCUAUGCUUCUUUCGAUCUGUUCUCAUCAAUAAAUCGAAUGUCUCUUUCAAAGAAAUCUAUCAUUUUUUUUUUAAUUUCUCACUCAUUUUUGCUCAAAAGAAUUAAUCUUGACUAUUGAUUCUUAUAAGCUCGUGUAUGUUUCCUUGCUUCACAGUCCGGAGCUCUAGCAGCAACAAUGGUGCGAGUUAGUGUCUUGAAUGAUGCUCUGAAGAGCAUGUACAACGCAGAAAAACGUGGGAAGCGUCAGGUCAUGAUCAGGCCUUCCUCAAAGGUGAUCAUCAAGUUUCUUUUGGUGAUGCAGAAGCACGGAUAUAUUGGCGAGUUUGAGUUUGUAGAUGAUCACAGGGCUGGUAAAAUUGUGGUCGAAUUGAAUGGAAGACUGAACAAAUGUGGUGUUAUCAGUCCACGUUUUGAUGUGGGUGUCAAGGAGAUUGAAACUUGGACUGCAAGGUUGCUCCCUUCAAGACAGUUUGGAUACAUUGUCCUGACAACUUCUGCUGGCAUUAUGGACCAUGAAGAGGCCAGAAGAAAGAAUGUUGGUGGCAAAGUUCUGGGUUUCUUUUACUAGCGGAUAACUUUAGUUGGAUUGAAAGUGAGUGAACUGUUCCGAUUAUAAGUUUUAGCUUGUACUCUGAAAUUUCUCUUACAAUACAAGUUCUAUGAGUUGCUUUA
Populus nigra (black poplar) is the source of this 699-nucleotide messenger RNA. RefSeq names its product small ribosomal subunit protein uS8z/uS8w. Gene Ontology annotation, cellular component: cytosolic small ribosomal subunit; ribosome. Gene Ontology annotation, molecular function: structural constituent of ribosome. NCBI's taxonomy places the organism in Eukaryota, Viridiplantae, Streptophyta, Magnoliopsida, Malpighiales, Salicaceae. Gene Ontology annotation, biological process: translation. Bases 203 to 595 code for a protein of 130 amino acids. The record is from RefSeq and is a predicted model, not a curated record. The transcript is spliced from 4 exons.